CUGUCAUGUGCCGCGCCACUGCUGGCGCCCGUCAGACUUCUAUCUUGAGAGUGGCUUUGCCUUCCUGCUCCUCCUGGCUUCGCUCAUCCCACACUGGACCACGGUUCUCGACCCAGGCGCACGUUGAACACCCCUCACCGCGCUCUCCAUUGCGAUGCGCGCAAUCUGGCCGAUGCCCACCAAACAGGAGUUGGCCUGAGCACCAAGGCGUGUUGGCGUGCUCAUGGUCCUGGCAAGUGUGGUCCCGUCACUCACGCGACCCAGCCGCCAAUCAAACUGCCCUGCUAGCAUUGCCUAGGAGCUCAUGGCGACUGUGAUAGUGGGAUGGCCAUCGCGCCAUCCCCCAGACUAGACACUCUAGCUCUGCGGGCAGCAAAUUGACAGCACGACACCACCACAAGACCUGUUGUCCUCGCGAUCGAUCCAUGGGGCUUUGACAUGCUGCUGUCGUUGCUGAUCCAACGGCUCGUCGUGGCCCUGCCAUACACACACACACACACACAUCUGCCAGAUCGACACGCUUCUGCUGCCAGUUGUUGACGCCCCACUGUGGCUACAGAAUGACGAUCACUCUUCGUCGAGUCACUGCGUCAACAGAAGUUGUUUGCCCUGAGUGUGAGCCGUGAUCCUACUGGACGCUUUCGCACUGCUUGGCCAUGCCAUUUCCACUCCAGCAUCGUCAUCUGAGGACUGACAACAGCACUAGCGCGUGGGUCUGCAAAGCCGGCGGAUGCCCAUCGUAGUGAGCCGUGUUCUGCGCCCUACUCAAGCGGACCUCUGAGGCUGUUCUUCACAUCUGCAGCCAUGCGUGGCACGGUUGGUCGAGCGCCACGUUUUCACCCUGCGCGCUGCCCGUGGGCCGAAGCUGACAUGCACAGUUCCACGUUGUCUAUGGCACAUGGAGGCUUUCCCCUGUGUACGAUCACCAGCCGUGCAGCCAGUGACGUGUCAGAGAUACACAGCCAUUUGCGCGCAUUAGCUAGUUACACCGCUGGUUGCACGAGCGUGACAGCGCAAAGUUUGGAGUCUGGCCCAAGCCACAAUCUAUCAGAAGCGAGGGCUCGGGUCGAAGCAAGCGUCGCCAAAACCAGUGCUCGGCACUCUGACGAUCAUAGCUCAGGAUCUCUAACAAUGAUAGCUCAGAUUGAAACGCAGCCGCCAGAACCUUGCGCGAGAGGCACUGAAUCUCUUGGGACC
Messenger RNA from Microdochium trichocladiopsis, 1197 nucleotides. RefSeq lists its product as uncharacterized. The record is from RefSeq and is a predicted model, not a curated record. The transcript has a single exon. Lineage: Eukaryota; Fungi; Ascomycota; Sordariomycetes; Xylariales; Microdochiaceae. Bases 6 to 317 code for a protein of 103 amino acids.